GGCGACAAAAUGGCGGCGGGCGCUUGAGGCGGCGAUGGCGGCGCUGAGGCGGGCGCUGAGCGGAGCCUGGCGGCCGCCGCCGCCCUCUCACCGCGGCCUGGCCCGGCCGGCGGGGCCGCCAAGCUCCCGGCAGCUGCGGGAGGCCGACGAGGCCGCCCCGGUGUUCCAGUACGCGGGGAAGGCGGCGCGGCGCCGGGGGCGCGUCUUCGUGUGGGGCUUCUGCCUGGCGGGCGCCCUGGGCAUCCCCAGCUUCGUGAGGCCGGACGCGGGCUGGAAGAGGCCGCGGCGGGUGCAGCCGACGCCGUACCGGCUGGAGACGGACGGGAAGAUCACCUCUGCAGCCUGUGGUUAUGGAUUCACGCUGCUGUCCUCGAAUACCACUGACAUCACCAAGGUGUGGGGCAUGGGGCUGAACAAGGACUCCCAGCUUGGAUUUCAGAGGAGCAUAAGAGACAGAACUAAAGGCUACGAAUAUGUCUUGGAACCAUCUCCAAUUCCGUUACCGCUGGAGAAGCCGCAGCAGACUCGAGUCUUGCAGGUGUCCUGUGGGAGAGCCCAUUCCCUGGUCUUGACGGACAGCGAAGGAGUUUUCACCAUGGGAAACAAUUCUUACGGACAGUGUGGUCGGAAGAUAGUUGAAGAUGAAAUUUACAGUGAAAGCCAUUUGAUUCAUCAGCUGAAUGAUUUUGACAGCAGAGUUGUCCAGGUUGUGUGUGGCCAGGACCACAGUCUGUUUAGAACCGAGAAAGGCGCAGUCUUUGCAUGUGGUUGGGGAGCUGAUGGACAAACAGGCCUUGGGCACUACAAUAUCACCAGUAUUCCUACGAAGCUAGGUGGUGACAUCGCUGGAGUGAACAUUAUCCAGGUCUCUUCCUACGGGGACUGUUGUCUGGCUGUCUCAGAUGAGGGAGACCUCUUUGGCUGGGGGAAUUCCGAAUACUUGCAGCUGGCAUCUGUCACAGAAACCACGCAGGUCAGUGUUCCCAGACACUUGCCGUUCAAGAUUGGGAAGAUAAAGGAGGCUGCGUGUGGAGGGACGGGCAAUGUUGUGCUGACGGAAGAAGGAAAUGUUUAUGUCUGGGGAUAUGGAAUUCUUGGGAAAGGACCAAACCUAACAGAAACAGCGGUGCCAGAGAUGAUCCCGCCCAGCCUCUUUGGCUGGUCAGACUUGAAUCCGGACAUCCGCGUUGCUCAUGUUCGCUGUGGACUCAGCCAAUUUGCAGCACUUACAAACAGAGGAGAGCUCUUUGUAUGGGGCAAGAAUCUAAGAGGGUGCCUGGGAAUUGGAAGAAUGGAAGACCAGUAUUUCCCAUGGAGGGUGACUGUGCCCGGUGAGGUGGUGGACGUCGCAUGUGGCGUGGAUCACAUGGUAAGCAUGGUUAAAUCUUUCACCUAGCAAUGCUGCUGGGCCUCAGCGCAGCGCUUUGAAGAUGGGGAGCUCGGUGAUGAGCUUCUGGGAAAGGAAGAUUCGCUCCAUGGAGCCAGACAAGAAGUGACUGAGCAGGGACAGCCCUAGCAGUGCCUCGGUGUGCUCUCGUCUCUGCAUUGUUGAAACGCUCCGGCCUAGCUGCAGGAGGAAGGAUGCUCCCUGAGGAGGGCAGCAGUGCACGGAGUGCUCUGACAGCUUCCUGACAAACUCCCAAAGAGGCUGAGGCCCAGCCCGCAGCUGGUGCUUCCUGUGCAAUAGGAUGAAGAGAUCUCCCUCAGGAAGACUGGUGUGAGGUGAAAUUCAUAGCACGGGGCAUUCGUUUACGAGUGCUUUCCUUGUCACCAGCUCUGGGGUGUCAGCACUGGACUGAGCCAAGCUCUUUCCCCAGGAAAAGCUUUAUAGUUACUAGUUUUUAAUGCAGAAGAAAACUCAUUCUGGCUGUUGGAGUCCAGCGCAGCUGUGCUUGGAGUCCCCUACCACAUGUGCUCUGCCCAGGCCGCUGUUCUCUGCAGAAGCUGGACACGGCCACGUGCCUGUGGCCCAGGCUGUCCCAGGCUCUGCGUGCUCUCUGAAGGCUGAACAGCCAGGGAACGUACAGGGAACACGUUUGUUAGACUGGGAGAGUGAGAACUUGUCUGCAGGGGGAAA
Messenger RNA from Oxyura jamaicensis (ruddy duck), 2077 nucleotides. RefSeq names its product RCC1 like (gene RCC1L). The coding region runs from base 35 to 1396 and encodes 453 amino acids. The transcript is spliced from 11 exons. The record is from RefSeq and is a predicted model, not a curated record. NCBI's taxonomy places the organism in Eukaryota, Metazoa, Chordata, Aves, Anseriformes, Anatidae.